AUGGCGCAGGCCAAGCCGCUCUUGUCUGGUGCGCCUUUCGCAGCGGUCGCCUGCCGGAGGCUCGCUUCCUGCACUGUCAGUUCGUUCUUCAGGUCUUCAGCUUCGAUUUUCUGCCUCUCGCAGGGUCAGCAGCAGGACAGGGGUGCAGAGCAUCUGGAACCGGGGUUCCUUCAGUUGUUCUGUUCACCCGAGAAGCACUCAAGCCGGAGCUCGGCGGCAGCGAGUGCAGCGGGUGCUAUCCGCGCAAGCUCGCAUCUCUUACCGUUUAAUGGCUCAUGUUUCACUCCGCUGCUCGCCUAUCGCCCUGCGUGUGCAGGGGCUUCAGGGUCACCACGCAGACAUACGGUUUCCUCUUUUGGCGAGAGCAGGCGGCACAUUUCAUCGGCCGGAGGCCAGGAGUCAGAUCCUAGUUCGUCACCACGCCAGAGCAAACGUAGAUUGUUUCGCACACAGUCUAUUUCGAGCGACGAUAAGAAGUUGGACACGAUAAAAGGUGAAGGUGUCGCCCCCUUGUCUCGGAAGACCAACUGUGCUCCCUCCCCGCUAGGACGCGACGAAGGAGGUGUUUUUGCAGCUGAAGCCAAAGAGCCAGGGAACCAAAGGAAUCCGGCUCUGCGUGUUUGCAGAGACUUCCUCGAUGCCGUUGGCAUGACGCCUCUGAUUUACCUGAGACGGGCGAGUGAAGAGGCGAGAUGCGAUAUCUUCGCAAAAUGUGAAUUCAACAAUCCUGGCGGGUCCGUCAAGGACCGACCCGCGAAAUACAUUCUCCAGCAAGCUGAAAGAGAAGGUACGGACAUGCUGAAGGUGUGUGGGGCUUUGGUGGUUGAGGUCCCUUUCAACAAAGUCUGGCAUCCAGAUCAUUUUGUUGCCUUCUCUGGACGCCUCGCUUCUGUUCUGAACGCGUGCUGGGGGAAUCAAUUCGAUAAUUUGGCCAACAAGCUCUCCCACUUCGAAACCACGGGCCCUGAGAUCUGGGAUCAAAUGGACGGCCGCGUCGACGGCUUUGUGUCUGCGGCUGGCACCGGCGGGACUGUUUCUGGGGUCUCGGAGUUCCUGCGCACUCAGAAUCCAGACAUCCAAAUUUGCUUGGCGGACAUCCCCGGCUCAGCGCUCUUCCGCUACUUCACAGAGGGCGCGCUGCGCGCAGAAGGCUCUUCCGUAGUCGAAAACAUCGGUCAGGGUCGCAUCACGGGGCAGCUCGCGGGCUUCCGGCCGAACGUCGCCUACGAGAUACCCGACGCUGAGUCUCUCUCUUGGACGCACUCGCUUCUUGAGGACGAAGGCCUGGCUGUCGGCAUGAGCAGCGGAGUCAACGUGGCAGCGGCUGUGCGCUUCGGAAAGAAGCUCGGACCAGGUCAUCGCAUUGUAACAGUCCUGUGUGACUCAGGUGUGAGGUACGCCAAGAAGCAGUGGAAUGUCCCCUUCCUGCGAGAAGAGGGGCUGCCUUAUCCUCGACUCCUCGCCGACCAGAAACGCGAACUCGGUGGUAUCAUGGAGGCUGUCCAUGCCGCGUACGCGCCUCGUGACCUCGUCGCGAAACUCGAAAAAGCGCACGAAAACGAUAUUUCGCCGCCCGGCAGCAAGUUGUAG
Messenger RNA from Besnoitia besnoiti, 1590 nucleotides. Its product is annotated as putative O-acetylserine (thiol) lyase 2. NCBI's taxonomy places the organism in Eukaryota, Apicomplexa, Conoidasida, Eucoccidiorida, Sarcocystidae. Bases 1 to 1590 code for a protein of 529 amino acids. The record is from RefSeq and is a predicted model, not a curated record. Gene Ontology annotation, cellular component: cytoplasm. Gene Ontology annotation, molecular function: cysteine synthase activity. The transcript has 8 exons.